Molecule: messenger RNA, 903 nt
Organism: Botrytis byssoidea
Lineage: Eukaryota; Fungi; Ascomycota; Leotiomycetes; Helotiales; Sclerotiniaceae
Exons: 1
Coding region: 1-903 (300 amino acids)
Biological process (GO): oxidative demethylation
Molecular function (GO): oxidoreductase activity; demethylase activity
Source: RefSeq, a predicted model, not a curated record
AUGGGAAGCACAAAUCCCUUGCCCACCUCUGAUCCACACAAUCCCUCCAUCCAACAUUGGGAAAAUGGAUUGGUACUCUACUCCAACUUCAUCUCGGCUGAAGAAGAAGCCGACAUCAUCGCAUCGAUCCAGAAAGAUGAUCGUUGGUGCGGAAUCGGUAAGCGACAAACGAUGCAUUAUGGUGCGCAUUUCGAUUACACCACUUUCUGCGCUUCGGAUGCGUGGACGGAUGUCCCAGAUUGGAUUGAGGAGUUGGUGGGGAGGUUGCCGUUUAAGGAGGAGGGGGGGGGAAAGGGGAAGGUGGAUCAAUUCACGGUGCAGUAUUAUCCCCCUGGUACCGGUAUCCCGCCGCAUGUGGAUACGCAUUCGGCGUUUGGAGAGUAUUUGUAUAGUUUGAGUUUGGGGUCGGCGGUACCGAUGGGGUUUAAGAGGUGUGGAGUGAAUGAGGAGAGGAAGAUGAGGAGGCCGAAGAGGUCGUUGGGGGAAGUGAGUGGGGAUGUGAGGAGGAGGGAAAAGGCGGAAGAGGAUGGAGAGGAAAAGUGGGAGGUUUGGUUGAGGGAGAGGAGUUUGUUGGUUAUGAGGGGGGAGGCCAGGUAUGGGUUUGCGCAUGGGAUUAGGGGGAGGAAGUUUGAUGUUGAUGGGGAGGGGGAGGGGGAGGGGCUGAAGAGGAGGAGGGAGGGCAGAUGGAGUCUCACGAUGAGGAGUGUGAAAAGGGGUGCAGAGAUGGGGUGUUCGUGUGCGUUUCCGGGGGUUUGUGAUGCGAGGAUCAGGGAGGAGAGGGAGGAGAGGGAGGAGAGGGAGGAGAGGGAGGAGAGGGAGGAGAGGGAGGAGAGGGAGGAGAGGGAGGAAGAUAGCGAAAUUCAGAAACCAGCUGAAAGUAUACCUGAACUUCCACCUAAAUAA